AUGAAAAUAAAAGCUGGUAAAAAAGCUGAACCCCAACUCUACACCCACAUUGCUUCAGCAAUCAUACCGUCGGCAAGUAUUGUUGCUGUUCCGUCCGCCGCCAAAGAUUUUCCUCAACAAAAGACCCGUGGAGCUGAGCAAUGGGGCUCAUUCGUUCCGGCUCUUCUCCAUGCUUCUACCACGAAUCAAUUGCUUGUUUUACCAUCAUCUUCAUUAGCCAAUAUCGAUACUCGUCAACAACAUGAUGGACAAACACGUUCCGUACAGAAAACAAACAUGGGACGAAUCGAUCCCAGUUCUGACGAAGAAGACAGCGAUGAAGAUGAAAGACCACGACAACCAACUGGUAAACAUACUACGUCUCAAUCAUCAGCAUUACCUACUCCUGAAAAGCGAUUAACGCAUCGUGUUGUUCAUGAUGAAGAAUCUAGAACAAUCAGUACAGAACAUGAUUCGCCAACUCACCUGGAUCCUAAACAAGCGCUCACAGCUGAAUUAUCCCGAUCGAUUGAUGAAAAAUCUGCAAGACGAGCAGCGGUUCCUUCUCCACGUCAGUCCGUUCCACCAUUAAAUCUGAAUCCUGUUCAAAGUCAAGCAGGUCGAACAUCAGCUAGAAACGACGCCAAACUCGAAGGCAUUGGUAUUGAACCACAAACAACAGGAGCUGUACGUUCAUCUCUGAAUGAUACAACCACUGUUCCUGCUAGUGCUCGGUCAAUUUCGUUCAAAGAACCCAUUAUUCAUGAAGAUUACGAAUUGUCGACGUCAUCGAAAUCAGAAGAUUCGACAACUGUGCUCGAUGUAAAGAAAAACUCAAUAUUAAAUCAACUAGUUCCACCUUCCGAAGACUAUCAACAAAAACUGAAUGGCCUUGAACAUCGUAAUCAAUCAUUAAACAAUGAAGUUCAACAGCUUCGCUUGAAUAAUCGAACUCUUCAACGACAAUAUGAAGAACUACUCGAACAAUUACAAACAUCUCACAAACUUUCGCAACAAGAACUAACAGAUAUAUUGAAGCAAACUGGACGUGAUCAAACAAAAGGCUUAGAAGAGUUGAAUACAACGUUGCAGAAUCGAUGUGAACAAUUACAAAAUGAACUAAGUGCUAUGAAAGAUCGUUAUACUGAAAGUCAAAACCAAUCGAGUUUACGUGGAUUGAAAAAGGAAAAUCAUUUUCUUAAAGAUUACAUUCAUCGUUUAAAUGCAGCUUCGAGUGAUUAUCAAGUAACGCAUCCACCGAAGUCGUCCAAGAAAGAAAUCGAAAAAGAACAACGAAGAUUGCAAGGCUUGCCAAUGAGAGGGCCAUCACCAAUCUGGCUGCUCAAUCAAAAGUUUCUCGCUCCACUUUUCGUUUGUUACGAUGAAAAACUUUUCGAAAAGGAUGAGUUUAUCAAAAAGCUUCGAUCGGAAUUGAAUGAAAUUCAUGAACAAGUGAAAUUACUUAUUAAUGAAAAUGCUUCAUUACAUGAACGACUUGCUCGAACGGGAACAACAUCUGGCAAUCAUGAUCAUCAACUGUCCGAUAUUGAACAUAUCAAACGACAAGCGUAUCUUGUCUUGGAAGAAAACAAGGUGUUACAAGAGCAACUUGAUCUGCAAACGAAUCGUUUGACUGACGUGCAGAAAACGCAAAUUCACGAAGUUUCGAAUCUAACACGACGUUUACUGAUUGUGGAAAGUGAAAAAAGCGAAAGUGAUCGAGUACUAGAAACAAUCCGUCUACGAAACGAGGAUCUCAAACGGAAAUACGACCAAUUAAUGCUUGAUAAUUCUCACCGAAUCCACGUUCAAGAGCAUGUGCAAGAGAUUAGCGAAAUGAAAAGAUUAACAGAUGAAUUAAGUGAGAAACAUGCUCAUGAAAUGCAAUUACUCCUCCGUCGUGUUCAAGAUGCCGAAGCUGCGAAACGAAUUUCGCAUUUAAAAUUAACCGAUCAACGUAGUGUUAUUGAACGAUUGAAAGGUGAAAUCAAAAUUCUGAAGAAAACAGUUAAAAAACUGCAACUACGUGUGCAAACCUAUGAGAAGAAACUCGAAUUAGAACAAAUCAAAGAACAGCGAAUAACAACAAUAUUGGACAAGACUAAUGAGGAUCUUGGGCAAACGAAAAUCGAACGUGACACUUAUUUAGAAUUGGCCAAAGUGAAAGAAGAUGAAUUGAAUAAAACUCGAGUACGAUUAAAUGAUGAAGGAGACAAGUUAACUCAAUUGGAAGAGCGGCUUGAAAAUUAUAAAAGUAGGACGAAGGAACGCUCAAGUGAAGUUCAAGAACAAUUGAAACAGCAGCACGAUAAUUUGAAACUACGUUGUUUGGAGCAUGAACAGCGCAUUCAACAACUCAUUAGCCUAUUAAAUGAAAAGCAAGCGCUCGUCGAUGAUCUCUACAAUGAGAAACGAAAUCUCGAAGUUAAUCUUGAAACUAUCUGGCAGGCCACAAACGCAGACGGUAUGCGAAUUCGCGAACAAUUAGUUGAUAUGCGUGUUACAAGUUAG
Messenger RNA from Adineta ricciae, 2490 nucleotides. The record is from the annotation of a GenBank genome assembly. Lineage: Eukaryota; Metazoa; Rotifera; Eurotatoria; Adinetida; Adinetidae.